This is a messenger RNA of Gastrolobium bilobum, 1263 nucleotides long. RefSeq names its product receptor-like cytosolic serine/threonine-protein kinase RBK2. The record is from RefSeq and is a predicted model, not a curated record. The transcript has 8 exons. NCBI's taxonomy places the organism in Eukaryota, Viridiplantae, Streptophyta, Magnoliopsida, Fabales, Fabaceae. Gene Ontology annotation, biological process: protein phosphorylation. The coding region runs from base 1 to 1263 and encodes 420 amino acids. Gene Ontology annotation, molecular function: protein kinase activity; ATP binding.
AUGGACGAUGCUUUUAAUGAUAAACACCAAAAAUCAGGUCUUUUGUUUUCUUACCGUUGUUCUACUGCUCAAGAUAUGAGACAUUUCGAUUUGAAGAGAGAGAAAGAAGAUGCCUCGUCUCCAAGAAUUGACUCUCAUCAAUCACCUGAAUUGGUUACCAGUUGUCCAAGCGUAAGGACACGAUUUCACUGGAUAAAGUUUUUGAAACAAUGGAAAAAAAGAUCAAUUAAGCACCCAACGUCCUUCCCUUUUAUUUGUUUGCCAAUCAUAACAAAAUCUAAAAGCAAAAGCAUUAGAGAAAAUCCCGUUCUAUGUAAUGGAUACAACUCCAAAUCUUCUUUGGUGAAUUUCAGCCUCUCUGAACUGAGAAAUACAACCAAAAAUUUUAGCAAUGAAAAUUUAAUUGGAAGAGGUGGCUUUGCUGAGGUUUACAAGGGUCGGCUUCAAGAUGGACAACUAAUAGCGGUAAAGCGAAUGAAUAAAGGGACAACAGCGGAGAGGACAUCAAGCUUUCUAUCUGAGCUUGGCAUUAUUGCUCAUGUUGACCAUCCUAACACUGCCAAGCUUAUUGGAUGUGGUGUAGAAGGAGAAAUGUACCUUGUCUUCCAACUAUCUCCACUGGGAAGUUUAGGAUCUCUUCUCCAUGGUUCAAAUAAAAACAAAUUAGAUUGGAGUAAAAGGUAUAAAAUUGCUAUCGGGGUAGCUGAUGGCCUCCUCUAUCUUCAUGAGAUUUGUCCAAGGCGAAUCGUUCAUAGAGAUAUUAAACCAGAGAAUAUUCUGCUCACAGAGAAUUUUGAGCCACAGAUUUGUGAUUUUGGGCUUGCAAAGUGGUUGCCAGAACAAUGUACUCACCAUAAUGUAUCAAAAUCUGAAGGCACAUUCGGGUAUUUUGCUCCUGAAUAUUUGAUGCAUGGCAUAGUAGAUGAGAAAACUGAUGUCUAUUCCUUUGGGGUCCUACUUUUGGAGAUUAUAAGUGGGCGUCAGGCUUUGGAUAAUUUGCAGCAAAGUAUUGUGUUAUGGGCAAAGCCUUUGCUUGACGAUAAUAAUAUUAAGGACCUUGUUGAUCCUUCUCUUGAUGAAGAUUAUGACCCAGAACAGAUGGAUCGUGUUGUUUUGACUGCAUCUCUGUGUGUUGAGCACUCUCCUCUCUUACGCCCCUGCAUGAGUCAGAUUGCAAUACUGCUAAGAGGUGAUGAUUUUGUCCAGGAAUCUGCAAAAGAAUGCCCGAGGCGGUCUCUCCUAGAGGUGCUACAGGAUUCUUGA